Molecule: messenger RNA, 3818 nt
Organism: Sycon ciliatum
Lineage: Eukaryota; Metazoa; Porifera; Calcarea; Leucosolenida; Sycettidae
Exons: 14
Coding region: 298-3351 (1017 amino acids)
Molecular function (GO): protein binding
Source: RefSeq, a predicted model, not a curated record
GCGUUAUAAAUACCACUUUGAAGAUGCCGAGCCGCCUCAGCGACAACAUUUCUGUCCGGGAAAGCAAGAGGUUGAGCUGCUACGCUUGUCCUGGGUUGUUCUUAGUCUCACAUUGCCUCCUUGGUGGAGCCAUUGGCAGUAUCGCGAUCAAUUGGAUUGCCUCCGACUAAGAAUAGUUUUCGUUGCAGAUCCAAGCUGGCAAAUCCGCCCAACCAAAUCAGAUUCCAUUGUGCGUGUAUGUGCCUGUAAACAGUGUACUAGGCAGUAAAAUCGGAAACGAAUUCCUUGUCUCCGAAGAUGGACUUGCGCGGCACUAGCGUCCUUGAGCUUGGAUUUAUCACAGCGCUAGUGGGAACCGUGUUUGGUAAUGUGCUGUCACAGUCUUCCACGACGAGCCAACCACGGUCGUCAAAUUAUGACAGUCUGCUGGGCUCUUUGGCAAACCUGUGUGCCGCUCAGUCGGAUAGCCAGUGUCCUGCUGGCGUGCAGUUCUGCACCAGUCACGGCGAGUGCCCUGCCAGUCACGUGUGCAGCUGCGUGAAAGGUUGCUCGCGACUCCAGUGCACAUUGGAGCAGGGAGCGUGCUAUGCCCCGCACUCUCCAACCAAUGGCUACAGCAUCCAGCACGGCACGUUCACUCACUUUGGCUGCCAGCGUGGCUACACACUCCUGGGUCCGGAGCGAAAGCAAUGCGACAAUGGUAUAUGGACACCUGAAAAUGCGUUCCCGAGGUGCAUCGCCGAUGGUGGGGUGCCAUCAAGUGCGUGCGACUCGCGUCCAUGCCGCAACGGCGGCACGUGUCAGGAAUCUCGACUGUCCGUGACCGGAUAUAUCUGCUCCUGCCCAGUCGGCGUUGACGGUGAACAAUGCGAGAAUGUCUGGCUACAGAAAGAAGAUUACCAAGCUCUUGUGAAUGAGGUGGUAUGGCUGCGACAGGAACUCAAGGACAUGGUUCGGCAAUUGCAAGACGUUAACAGGACAGCUCAUAGAUCAAGCAACGUUGAACCAAACCGGCCAGGCAUUCCCGGUGAUGUAACAUCCCCGCCCACAUCGUUUCCCUCUACGUUUCCAGUCACGCAUUCACAGGAAAUCCUGCCGACAAGCCCGACAGAGCCAGAUCGCUCGGUGACCACAGAAUCAGACCCGAUAGACCUACCCGCUGUUACACAAACUGUGUUCAGGUGGCCAAGCAGUGCAGUGGAUGAGCCACGCACCACUCCCUUCUCUAUCUCCUUGCGCCUGCCACACAACCUCACUAGCAAUGCUAACCUACUGAUCAGGGAGCAUGUUCUGCAACUACAGGAUUGGCUGCCGUGGACACAAGUACCGGGCUACUUGAACGAUGUGGCAAGCUGUGCUCUCAAGGGAUGUCAGGCCGGUGUGUACACUAUCAAAGGUCUUCGGCCACAGACCACCUACCAGUUCACUGCCUUGCUGAAUGGCAGUGACGCCAACUCGCGGAGCCUAGGUGAUCUUGAUAUCGUCGAGGCCAGGACUUUGGCAGAAGGUGUUCCACUUUGGCCAGACAGUGCAUUCUUGGAGGCGCUGAGCUCUCCCGUAUCAGCGGUCUUUCGCCUUGCAAAGGUGAACGCCAACGACACUAGCCUAGUGGCCCACUACUCCGUCGCGUAUCGCUAUCGCAGAUCAAGCACCUGGAGUCGAUGGCGGGAAAUUGGCGGGAAGAUAAAAGUCACGCAGAGGAAUCUGGAAAUCCCAAAUAUACCUAGGAGUGCCAUGCUGCAAGUCAUAGUCACAAGCCAUCUGAUUCGCGUAGGAUCACUUACAACCGUGGACAGUCCUGUAUUAGAGAUACAGCUACCUGAGGAAGUUUACCAGUUUCCUGGCAUGCCGUUGCCCCCUCAUGAAAUACGCCGCACAUCAGUAAUCUUCAACGUACCCACGGUGGCUGCUCAGUACAAUGUAACAGAGAUGAGGGUGUACCUACGCUACUUGACUGCUGACGGUGUCACCUUUUCAUCGUGGAGGUCCAUUGUGCGACUUCCGUUGCGCAUCAGGAGCUAUCGUCUGCAAGACCUGAGGCCAAGCCGUACGUAUCAACUGCGGGUGCGCGGCUAUGCUGGACUGAUACCACUUCAGUAUAGUUCUGUGCUUUCAUUCAAUACACCUAGCGCAGGUGUUCCAGUGUGGAAUAUAGUGUCCAUUGCUGACCGAACCGCCACAUCGAUCACAAUAAACUUACCCAAGAUCGACACAAGUUCCGGUAUCUCCGCUCAGUACUACAUGGUCAGCUACCAGGGCUAUGGACCACGCUCGCCCAGCGGAUGGCAGCCCGGCGUAGGGCCUGUGCUGCCUGACGUUGCUAAGGCCACCAUAUCUGACCUCCUGCCGGACACUAGAUACGACAUUCGCGUUCAAGCCACGGUGAAUGGAGGAGGCGAGACGACUAGCUCUGCAUGGACAACAAGAACACUCGCCGCAGGUGCUCCCAUAUGGCUGAUGAAUGGAUUAGACAUAGCCAUGACCGACUCCUCGUCUAUUGUAGUCAACGUACCAGUGGUAUCUGAUACCAAUGUACGCUACGUCAUCAACAUGCGUAGCUGGCUGUCCAGGCUAAGCCUGUGGUCGGAGUGGACCUCGGUGAUGCGCUUCACUCUCAGCAACGGCAUUGGCAGCAAGGUUCAAACCUCGCUCACGGACAGCGGGCGCAAGUACAUACCGGUGCGCAUUGGACCACUGUCAGCCGAGUCUUUCUUCCAAUUCACUGUUCAGUAUGAACACAUACCUGGUAUGCAGCUGUCACCAACCAGCUCAACUAGGACUGCAAAGACACUGGCAUCAGGCACUCCUGUGUGGGGUGAGAGACCAGUCUUAGCCCUAACACCAACCACAGCCCAGCUCAAGAUGGCCAGGGUGCCGGCAGCAUUCACCAACAGAACCACACACUACACUGCUCAGUAUAGAUUUGCGGAGGACCAUGUCAAUGUUGAAUUGACGGGUGCAUGGCGACAGCUUGCGUUGACGUUCUCUCCAUCUCAGGCGAUUCUGAAUAUGGUGGGGCUACCACCAGGUGGCACAGUGGAAAUACAAGUCAUUGCUCAUAGCGAGACUGGUGCCUCCAAUCCCAGCCCUUCUUUCCGUGUGCUUCUACCAAAAGAACGUCUACGAGAAUCCAAUCUGUCGCCAACGUCAGCCAACACAAACUCGCCACUCAACGUGGCAGACGAAGCGGUUCUUCGAUCGUCCUGUGGCAGGUUUUGCUGUGCCCUUGCCGCCACCACCACGUGUAGCACUGAACCUGUUCCAUUAGGUCCUGAACACAUAUGUCGAGCACGCUUGUCGAAUUCUUUCUGCUCGCGUUCGUAUCAACGCUGCUGCCUAUCGUUAGGCUGAUCAAUGCCAAGCCUUGCUCUGGAGUUGAUGGAAGACUGGAACACCUUUAAAUUAGACACGUUACAUGUAUUUUGGUGUGCAGUUUGGACGCGCAUAGCGACAUGGCUGUGCUUGCGUUCUGUGGAGUGGGUGCCUCUAUAUCCAAUGGCAGAGAUCUAACAUAAUAUCCAACGACCUGUGCUCAGACUUCUCAUAGCAGCCACCCAUCUUCCUUUCUGGGGAUUUUCUGCUCACCAUGCUGUUCUGAAACAUAGGAGCAAUACGUUUUUAACUUUUUUAUAUUUUUUUAUAUUUUAAAAGAUAACAUCUCAGCCUCAAACAGGGUUGGUAUAUUAUGUGCUUGUGAUGGAUGGAUCAACUCUCAUGACUCAAGCAUGCAUUUGUCUUGAUGAUGGGAUAAUUAUUUAACGUGAAUACAUAAUAAAUAUAACAAUUCCCAGACCUCGAAAGAGAUCUAGAGAACUGUA